GGGGUCGCUAACUGCUCAGACCAACCAUCUUCGCCGGCGUUAAAGGUCGUAGUCCUCUCUGGACAUUUAAACAGAAUGACUCCAGAGGACAUAUCCAAUGGCUCCUGUACAAGAAAACACGCAGUGGCCCCGAGUAUCAAAGUUCACUCUGUCUGCAUGUGCUGCAACCGUUGCAGAAUUAGUCACAUUUCCACUAGACCUCACCAAAACUAGACUUCAGAUACAGGGUGAAGGUGUUUCCCGACAGCAUGCUGGUAGUUUACAUACUCAAACCCCACACAGGGGCAUGCUACGCACAGCUGUGGGUAUAGUGCGAGAAGAGGGGCCCUUGAAGUUAUGGCAAGGGGCCACACCAGCUAUCUAUAGACAUAUAGUUUAUUCCGGGGGGAGGAUGCUCGCUUAUGAGCAGCUUAGGGAAUCUGCCUUUGGAAGAUCCAAAGAUGGCAGCUUUCCAUUUUGGAAAGCAGUGAUUGCCAGUAUGAUAUCAGGUGCAUUGGGCCAGUUCAUUGCCAGUCCAACAGAUCUAGUGAAGGUUCAAAUGCAAAUGGAAGGGAAGCGCAGACUAGAGGGGAAGCCACCAAGAGUGCAUGGAGUUUACCAUGCUUUCACGAAGAUCAUUGCAGAGGGUGGAAUAAGGGGCCUUUGGGCUGGAUGGGUACCCAACGUUCAAAGAGCUGCACUCGUUAAUUUAGGAGACCUCAUGACAUAUGACACAGUAAAGCAUUUUCUCCUGAGAAACACCUCCAUACAGGACAACAGCAUUUGUCAUGGAUUAUCAAGCAUAUGCUCCGGAUUGGUUGCAGCUACUAUGGGAACACCGGCUGAUGUGGUAAAAACUAGAGUAAUGAACCAGCCACGGGAUUUAAAUGGAAGGGGCCUUCUUUACAAGUCUUCUACAGACUGCCUGGUUAAGUCAGUGAAAAAAGAGGGUUGGAAAUCCCUCUAUAAAGGAUUCCUUCCAACCUGGUUUAGAAUGGCUCCAUGGUCUUUGACUUUUUGGCUAACAUUUGAGCAAAUGAGACGAGCAAUGGGCAUCAGCUCGUUUUAACAGGUGUAUAAGCAAUGCUCAUAUUGCACCAAAAAGAGUUUUUGUUUGUUUGUUUCAACUUUGUCUCUUAAUAGUCUCAUAGCUGAACAUUUUAGUCCUCUUACAAUAUAGAGCUAUGUGUGUGAAUUCAGUUGUUUCCAGGCACACACUGCAGGACAGUUCAAAUAAGAGAAAAAGCCUCAAUCAAUUUGUUAAUUUUCAGUUGUUUGUUAACUUAAUGAGUAUAAGCCUUGAAGAGAAUAAAAAGCACUGGGGAUCAUUCAAGCACUUUUUGGAAAAAAUUUAAAAUGGCACUUUUGUGCAUCUUGAAAGUUUUCUUUAGCCAUUCUGUAGAGCCCAGCAGCGACCGCCCAUUCCCAUGACGUACUGUGAAUGUCACAAUCGAGUAAUUCUCCCUACACUCUGUAACAACUAACACAUUUGUAUAUAUCUGAAUAUUUUGCAAUAAACGGGAAAUAUAUUGAUUCAUUACUUAUCAACAACCUAAAACCAAUAGUUUUAUAUAUCACCAUUGUUUUUUGUUUAAUUACAUGGUUCGCAAUGCUUUAUGGGAUUAUAGUUCAUUCCCUCAUGAAAAACGCUAAGUACACAGUCUUGUACUUUUGUAAUUUUGUCUGAUUUU
Messenger RNA from Xyrauchen texanus (razorback sucker), 1670 nucleotides. It is a transcript of the gene slc25a27, whose product is annotated as solute carrier family 25 member 27. The record is from RefSeq and is a predicted model, not a curated record. Lineage: Eukaryota; Metazoa; Chordata; Actinopteri; Cypriniformes; Catostomidae. Gene Ontology annotation, biological process: response to cold. The coding region runs from base 98 to 1048 and encodes 316 amino acids. The transcript has 10 exons.